Messenger RNA from Tauraco erythrolophus (red-crested turaco), 3902 nucleotides. Lineage: Eukaryota; Metazoa; Chordata; Aves; Musophagiformes; Musophagidae. The record is from RefSeq and is a predicted model, not a curated record.
AGAAAGCAGCUGAUGAUGAAGUCCAGAAGUCCGAUAUCUCAUCCAGCAGCCAAGGGGUGAUCGAGAAGGAGUCUCUGGGACCUCUUCUUCUGGAGGCGUUGGAUGGCUUCUUCUUCGUUGUGAACCGCGAAGGGAGGAUCGUCUUCGUCUCUGAGAACGUGACGAGCUACCUGGGUUAUAACCAGGAGGAGCUCAUGAACACGAGUGUCUACAGCAUCCUGCACGUGGGGGAUCACGCUGAGUUCGUCAAGAACUUGUUGCCGAAGUCUCUAGUAAACGGAGUUCCUUGGCCUCAAGAAGCGACCAGGCGCAACAGCCAUACUUUCAGCUGCAGGAUGCUGAUCCGGCCACCUGACGAGCCGGGCGCGGAGAACCAGGAGGCUCGUCAGCGUUACGAGGUGAUGCAGUGCUUCACCGUCUCCCAGCCCAAGUCCUUCAAGGAGGAAGGAGAAGAUUUCCAGUCAUGUCUGAUAUGCAUCGCAAGACGAUUACCUCGACCGGCAGCCGUCGCUCCUUCCGAAUCCUUUGUGACCAAGCAAGACACCACAGGUAAAAUCAUAUCCAUUGAGACCAGUUCCCUGAGAGCUGCUGGCAGGACGGGCUGGGAGGAUUUGGUGCGGAAAUGCAUCUACGCUUUCUUCCAGCCCCAGGGCAGAGAGCCAUCUUACGCCAAACAGCUCUUUCAAGAAGUGAUGACACGCGGCACGGCCUUCAGCCCCUCGUACCGAUUCACCCUGAGCGACGGGACGGUGCUCAGUGCCCACACCAAGUGUAAGCUCUGCUACCCCUCCAGCCCGGAGAUGCAGCCCUUCAUCACGGGCAUCCACGUCAUCGACAGGGAUCACGGCAUGCUCUCACCCCAGGAGAACACUAACUCUGCAAUGUCCCUUCCCCGGGUCAGCCCCUCGCUGAACCCCAGCAUCUCCCCGGGACAAGGCAUGGCCCUGCCACCCUCCAUCCCUCCCGCUUUGAACCUCAAUAGUUCCCCCAUGAAUAGUCCAGGGAUUACCCCGCCACAGUUCAUGUCUCCGAGGCAUCGGGUGAGCCCAGGGCUGGUGCCCAGACCCAGAGUGCCCAGCAAUCCCUUCUCGCCCACCAUGCCCAACAUGCACUCCCCUGUGGGCAUGGCCAACAGCGGCAGUGGAGGCGGCGGUGGCACCACUGGUGCCAGACCCUUUCCCAGCGCCCCCAUAAACUCUCUGCAGGGGCUGCCCGAUGGUCCCAGCACGCCGGUGGGCUACUCCACGCCACCCCCCGUGCUGAGACAGCUCAGCUCCCAGAGCUCGCCUGGCCGCCUUGCCAUGCAACCCAUGAAAGCAGAGUCCAAGGACAGCAAAGAGAUCGCCUCCAUCCUGAGCGAGAUGAUCCAGUCAGACAGUGGUUCGGGAGACAGCAAACCGCUGGACUCAGGCGUGCUGCAUGCCACUGCCGGCACCGCUGGCACCUUGGCCUCCAACAACCCUCCCAGCAGCACCUGCCCUUCCUCCCACAGCUCACUGACUGAGCGGCACAAGAUUUUGCAUAGACUCCUUCAGGAGGGCAGCCCUUCCGAUAUUACUACCCUGGGCAUGGAGCAUGAGAAGAAGGAGAACCCCCCGAACCCCACCACCACCCCCACGGCUCAGAGCCAGCUGCCAGGCACCCCGGACAUCAAACUGGAGCAGGAAGCUCUGAAGAAAAAAGAUGUCAAGGAUCAUCAGCUCCUGCGCUAUCUGCUGGACAAGGAUGAGAAGGAGCUUGCUGCAGCCCCUGCGUUGAGCCUGGACGAUGUGAAGGUGAAGGUGGAGAAGACAGAGCAGAUGGAGCCCUGUAACACAGCCCCAGUGCCACUCGCCAAACCUCCUGCCACGGAGGAGGUCAAGCUGGAGACUCAGGGCCAGUUUGCUGCCGAACUGGAGCAGCUGGACCAGCUCCUGCCCUCGCUGGACAAGGCAGCUCAGCUGCCUGGCUUGUGUGGACCGGAGAGAAGCGAGAGUGGCGUAACCAGCGUCGCCAUGAAUCCGGAGAUACUGGCAGCCCCCCUGCAGCCCAGCACCGCUGCCAGAGCCCCCGCUGGACUCAACCCGAUGAGCAGCGGGCAGGGUGUGCAGGCCAGUCGGACCCCCUUUGAGUUCUGCGACCCACUGGAGCCAACGCAGCUGAGGCCGGUUCCUUGUCCCACGAGCAACGGCAGCAGCCCGCACUCCCGCGGGCCGUCCCAGCAGGGCAGGGGCACGGUGACAGCACCAAACCCCUUCCCACCUGACACCGUUUCCAUCUCCUUGGAUCGCCACCGGCAGCCGAGAUGCCACUUGAUCUUCAAUCCCGAUUCCUGUCUCAAAUGGGAUGACCUGGAGAUGGGAGUGCCAGAUCACCAGUUUGGACAACCAGGAAUGGGGGAGCAGAUCCCCUGGACAGAUAACAGCAUGGCAGCCAUGAACCGAGGCGCGCUGAAUAAAACCGAAGACCAGUGCAUCACCUCGCAGCUGGACGAGCUCCUGUGUCCUCCCACCACGCCAGAGGGGCGGAACGACGAGAAAGCCCUGCUCGAGCAGCUCGUCUCCUUCCUCAGCGGCAAAGACGAGACGGAGUUGGCCGAGCUGGAUCGAGCUCUUGGCAUCGACAAACUUGUCCAGGGCGGCGGGCUGGAAGCCCUGACGGAGCGGUUCCAGCCCCAACAAGCCACCCCACCGCUCAUGAUGGAGCAGAAAGCUGGCAUGUACCCCCAGCCUUACUCCUCGGCCUCUCCCACUGCCAACCUCCCUGGCGCCUUCCCUGGCAUGGUCCGGCAGAAGCCAUCCUUCGGAGCCAUGCCGGUGCAGGUCCCGCCGCCCCGUGGCGCCUUCCCCACCAACAUGGCCAUGCAACCCAGGCAGACGCUCAACAGGCCCCCAACGGCCCCCAACCAGCUGCGACUUCAGCUGCAGCAGCGGGCGGAGCUGAUCCAUCAAAACCGGCAAGCGAUCCUCAACCAGUUUGCAGCCAGCUCCCCGGUGGGCAUCAACAUGCGGGCAGGGAUGCAGCAGCAGAUCACACCGCAGCCUCCUCUCAAUGCCCAGAUGCUGGCCCAGCGCCAGCGCGAGCUCUACAGCCAACAGCACCGGCAGCGUCAACGAGCCAUCCUGAUGAGACAGCAAAGCUUCGGAAACAACCUCCCUCCCUCCACCGGGCUCCCAGUCCAGAUCGGAGCCGCUCGCUUGCCCCAAGCACCCCCCCAGCAGUUCCCUUAUCCCCCAAACUACGGUACGACCCCAGGAAACCCUCCCACCUCCACCAGCCCCUUCUCGCCGUUGGCGUCCAACCCCGAGGCCACGCUGGCUAACCGCAGCAGCAUGGUGAACAGGGGGAUGAUGGGUGGCGUCGGAGGGCAGUUUGGCACUGGGAUGACCCCGCAGAUGCAGCAGAACAUCUUUCAGUAUUCGGGAUCAGGCAUGGGUCAGCAAAGCGAACCCACCUUUGCUCCGUCACUCAGUCCCAGCAGCCCCUUGAUGUCACCCCAGCUCCCACCUUCACAAAGCCCCAUGCUACAGCCGGCUCCGCCAACACCGGGCUACCAGUCACCUGACAUGAAGACCUGGCAGCAAGGAGCCAUGGGGAACAGCAACGUAUUCAGCCAAGCGGGGCAGAACCAGCCGGCGCCUGCUCAGCAGGGCAUGUACAACAACAUGAGCAUCACCGUCUCCAUGGCGGGAGGAAACACCAACGUCCAGAACAUGAACCCCAUGGCCGGACAGAUGCAGAUGAACUCGCUGCAGAUGCCCGGGAUGAACUCCAUGUGCUCGGAGCAGGUAAAUGACCCAGCGCUGAGACCCGCGGGCCUUUACUGCAACCAGCUUUCCUCCACUGACCUUUUGAAAACAGAAGCAGAUGGGGCGCAGGACAAGAAGACAGAAGAGUUCUUCUCUGGGGUGGCUCCAGACUAG